Messenger RNA from Amphimedon queenslandica, 360 nucleotides. Its product is annotated as DPH3 homolog. The coding region runs from base 75 to 332 and encodes 85 amino acids. The transcript is spliced from 3 exons. The record is from RefSeq and is a predicted model, not a curated record. Gene Ontology annotation, biological process: protein histidyl modification to diphthamide. Gene Ontology annotation, molecular function: metal ion binding. Lineage: Eukaryota; Metazoa; Porifera; Demospongiae; Haplosclerida; Niphatidae.
ACUCUAACCACGUGUAAAUUGACUGUAUAUUUUUAGUAAAAUUCAGUGGAUUAUUCCAAAGAAGUGAGUAAGCAAUGUCCAUAUUCCACGAUGAAGUAGAGAUUGAGGACUUUGAGUACGACCCAGAAACAGAGACCUACUACUAUCCCUGUCCCUGUGGAGAUCAAUUCGAGAUUACUAAAGAGGAUUUAGAGGGAGGAGAAGAGAUAGCAAGAUGCCCUAGCUGCUCUCUGAUAGUUAAAGUCAUCUAUGAUCAGGAUCAGUUUGUCUCUGAUGAAUCAAGUACCUUGAACUCUCAUAGAACUAGUGACAAUAUACUAAAGAACUCGUGAUUUAUGAUUAAUAUUGAUAUCUUUUCAU